UUUAUCUUUGAGAAUAGUAAUAAUACUUCGAUAAUAAACUAUGAGUAUAACAACGGAUGCCUUCAAAACCGAACUGUUAAAUUAAUGGUUGAGGAAUUCAAGCAGAAAUUUGAAAAACUUAACAAUUUACAUUCAAACGAAUUAAAGCUCAUAAUACAACAAAAUCAUAAAAAUAUAUUUGAAGAUAUAUGUGAAGCGAAAAGGAAUAUUGCAAAAUCUAUGACAGACUACAUUCAACCAAUUGGUAAUGUUUGCGUGGAUAAAAUAAAAGAACGUAAGAAAUUUGUGCUUAAUACUUUGCUGCUUCUUGAAACGACUCUUGAAUAUAUAUGCAAUAUGAAUCAGAGUAUCUUUCAUAACAUAUACGAGCUCCAUUCUGAAAAUUGCUUUAUAGAAAAUCUUCAAAACCUUAGAAAUUGUCAAAAGAAAUCAUUUGUUAACGUUAUAUUCUUUUGGAUACCACAAAAAACCCCAACAUUAAUGCAACUGCUAAACGGUGCCACAUGCAAUUUCAAUUAUGACAAAAUGUUGGAAUGCUCGAAAACUGUUCUAAGCACUUCGCAAACAUGCUCACAUCCGGAUGAAGCUUUCAAACUUCUCAUUUAUCAGAUUGAUACUAUCAAGGCAAACUCUCAAUGUUUUAAGCACAAAACUGUAUCUGAAAUAAUCGAUGAAUCCUCAGAGGAUUCAAGCAAUAUUGUAACAUGACCUUAAGAGGAGUUAUAUUUACCAAUAAGAUAUUUGAUGUUUGCUCUCGAGCUUUUUCGAAACAAUUCAAUGUUUACUUUAGAUAUGAUCUUUUGUUUUGUUUCAUCUAAAAACAUACA
Clunio marinus is the source of this 827-nucleotide messenger RNA. The record is from the annotation of a GenBank genome assembly. Lineage: Eukaryota; Metazoa; Arthropoda; Insecta; Diptera; Chironomidae.